AUGGGGCAUUCCUCCAGCAAUGGAGCUGCUGCUGCUGCUGCUACCGGAUCCAACCAUGGCAAUGGCAGUCUGCAAGAGUUGCUCUCUCGCCUUUCUCCUUCUGAGCUUUCUCAGUUUUCUUCUGCUCAGCUUUCUCAGCUCAUUCAGCUUGUGCGGGCUGAACAGUCGCAGGCGCAGGUACAAGUACAGGUACAGGCACAGGCACCACCUCCGCAACCCCAAGUGGAUGCGGGGAACUUGAACGUCGUUUUGCGUGCCAUCCAGCAGCAGCAGCAGCAACAGCAACAGCAGCAGCAGCAAGAGGCACUGCGGCGAGGGCAAGAGCAGAGAGAGCGCGUCGUAAUGCAGGCAAUCUUGCAGGCUUUGCCUCAGAUUCAAGCACAAGCCCAACCACAAGCACCACAAGCCCAAGCACAACCACAGCACCAGCAGGCACCCGUGCCAGCAGGCCGGGCCGCACAAGCUUCAGCUUCCGCUUCACAUCCUUCUGUGCAUUCAGUCGUUUCAGUGCCAACAUCAUCAGCUCAAGCUCCGGCUCAAGCUCCGGCUCUUGCUUCUUCAGCCGCAUCGGAGACCCAACCUUCAGUGGCCUCUCAAGCUGAAGCCUCUAAAGCUCAGACCCAAGCCCUCCCUCCUCGUUCGCAAACAGCGCAAGCAGCAGCCUUUGACGACAAUCCCCCCAAGGGGCGUCGUUCAGAGUUCACUGCCAAGUUGCACAUGUUGCUCACGGAUUUGCAGCAACGGGGACAAGAUCACAUUGCUUCUUUCAUUGAUACACCGGAAGGAGACGCAUUCCAGAUUCACAAGCCGGAAAUAUUCCAAGCAGAAAUAUUAACCAAAUACUACCCCAGAAUGAAGUCUCUCGCAAGCUUUCAGAGACAGGUCAACCUGUACGACUUUAAGCGACUCCGAAACCAUAGGGGAUCCAACUCGGCCAUUGACGCGUACUAUCAUCCCAUGUUCCAACGGGCGAAGCCGGACUUGUCGAGCGCCAUGAAGAGAACCAAAAUCAAGGGAAAGCGAAAGGGCAAGAAAGAGGCAGAGGAGACCGAUGCUGCUUGA
Molecule: messenger RNA, 1062 nt
Organism: Seminavis robusta
Lineage: Eukaryota; Bacillariophyta; Bacillariophyceae; Naviculales; Naviculaceae
Source: the annotation of a GenBank genome assembly